Molecule: messenger RNA, 2771 nt
Organism: Peromyscus californicus insignis
Lineage: Eukaryota; Metazoa; Chordata; Mammalia; Rodentia; Cricetidae
Gene: Marchf10
Product: membrane associated ring-CH-type finger 10
Exons: 12
Coding region: 280-2658 (792 amino acids)
Molecular function (GO): zinc ion binding
Source: RefSeq, a predicted model, not a curated record
AAGGGCAUGCUUUGUCAAGAAAUUAAUUGUAGGGAGUCUGCCAAUCUCUAACAGAGUCUACUUUAUUCCACAGAAGAAUUGGAUCUGGAACAUCUGAUCUUUGACAACCCAGCCGGCAUUACUAAAUUUCAUAUCGUUCAUGGCUGGCUGCAAGCUUCAAACAAGAUCCACCCUCAACAGUAGAGGAGCAGCAGGGGUCCAUCUUUCUGUUUUUAACCCCACCGUUUUCUGAAAAAGGGGGAACAGACGUCAUUCUAUGCAGAUCGGAAACUAAGAACCAUGUUGCAUGAAGCAAGGGACAGGCAGAAGUUCGUCAAUGAUGUUCAGUAUCUGCGGGACAUGCAACAUAAGGUGGACUCUGAAUAUCAGGCUUGUUUGAAACGACAGGAAUACAAAAAAGACCCAAGUGAGAAGACACAGGAUCAGCUAUGGGGGAAAGACACAAGUGACAGAUCCCGGUUUUCAAGCGGGUCAUCGUCCAAACAGAGUUCCAGUGAGGAGGAUUCUUUAAGUGAACCGAGAUCAUCUACCAAACUACCUACAGCUAAGUGUGAGCCCAGACUUCCAGCCAUUGACCAAGCUUCAGUCAAGCAGAAACACAAAAGUACCAUGACUCCAAGGAAGCCAGAGAAAGUGGGCCCCAGCAAACCCUCCCCAGUGUCACAGGCACCAAAGAUUUUAUCAAGGAAGAGGAGACCCAACCUGGGGAGAUUGACAGUCAGUCCGGAAAUGCACAGCUGCAGAGCAUCUGGGGAGAGAAGCAGGCAGAAACUACAGCUGUCGGCAAAGGCCCCGGCACCCCUGGGCGUAGAUCCAAUUGUCCAACAAAAAAGUCUGAUGUGUGCAAACGAGACUAAGCUGAAGAGGCCAGCUCGAGAGAGAAACUUGGCCUCCUCCGCAGAGCUCAUGAGAACAGCUGGGAAGCCCCUCGAGAGACAGAAAAAGGGAGACCCAAGUGUUCGUCCCCAGAACGAACCCCACGCUGCCCUCUCACAGACCUUCCAGCCAAUGAAUGGUUCUCAAGUGCUGAGUGAGCCCCUGGGGGCCCCACUCCUCCCCACCACCGUGGUAGGACCAAGAAGGGCACCGUUUCGGUACCACGACGAAGAUUUUUACUCCGCCUUGUCAUUAAGCAAUGAACAAGAAAACUAUGACACGGAAGAGGAAACCCGCAUGGAAGAGGAACUUCUGCUGGUUGGGAUGCGUUCUCCUCCCAGCCAUAAGAGAAGCCGAUUUCUUGGGACAUCCACCACUGAAAACAGAAAUGUUGAGGAAAAUGCUGAAAAUCUCCGAGGAAAUUUUUUAAGAUGGAAUGAGUUCAAUCCUGGAUCUCCAAGAAAAGGCAGUACCACAGAGCCAGCAGCCAAGCAGUCUUCUGCCGAGCAAAGGGUGCCGCAAGACACCAGGCUAUGUGGGGAGCUGGCUAAAGAGGACCCCAGUGGAGACCAAGAAGAGGAGAAGACUGCUCUUUCAGGGGAUGCCAAAUCUAAUGAUGUCAUCCGAGACAGUGCUGAAGGUGAAUCCAGUGACUGUCCUAUGGGAGACAGGCCCACGGUUUACCAUUAUGAGAGAGACUGGCAAAGUUACUUAAGUGGGUCUCGGAAUUCGUUCGACAGCUUAUUUUCUGGGAGACCCACAGCUCCAAGAUCGUCCAUGAAUGCAUCUUAUAACACCCAUGGGUCCCCGCUGCAUUCUGCUCUGAUAGAUGAUGUCCCCACAGGCUUGUCCAUGUCAUCGAUUCUAGUCCCCAGUUCAGAUAUGGAGGAAAGCCUGAGGUUCAAUGCGCGCCGGCCACUCUCGCCAAUCAGAAAUAGGAAUCCAUUGGCCACUACUGAAAACCACAGUGAUGACAUCCCGGGAGCGGAGGAGAUGACUUCAACAAGCCAAGCUCAGGGGCCUCCAUUAUUGGCAGAAGAUCUAUCAAAUCCUCAAAGCAGCGUGACCUUGGGAAAUUCUCCCAGCUCUUCUACAAGAAGACAUUUACAAGGCCAUUUCUAUAUGCCUGGGUCCCUGCAAGAAAACACACCUUUUACUUUCUUUGCACUGUCUGAUUUUCCAAAUCCAAAUGAUCAUGAGACCAGCGUUAGAGUCUCUGAUGUCAUGGAUGAGAAGGGGGCCACAGAAAUAAAGGCAGACCCCGAGAAACUCAGGAAAUUGCAAGAAAGUCUCCUGGAGGAGGACUCGGAUGAGGAGGAGGGAGACUUGUGUCGAAUCUGUCUGAUAGCCGGGGGUUCCCCAACCAACCCCCUCCUGGAGCCUUGCGGUUGUGUGGGCAGCCUGAAGUUCGUUCACCAAGAGUGCCUGAAAAAGUGGCUGAAAGUGAAAAUAACAUCAGGAGCAGAUCUAGGUACUGUGAAGACCUGUGAGAUGUGUAAACAAGGCCUGCUGGUCGACCUGGAUGACUUCAACAUGACCGAAUUCUACCACAAGCACCAUCAAUCCCGGGUACAGAGUAGGCUGAUGAACUCCGGCUUGUAUCUGGUACUGCUACUUCACCUGUAUGAGCAGAGGUUUGCAGAACUCAUGACACUCAACUACAGGCGGGCUUCCAGAGAGAGGUUGUCAAGAAAUCACCCACAACCCAGACCGGAAGAAAAUGAAAGUUCCGAGUCGGGAGAUGGUAAUGAAAGCAGUGUUUACCCAGGCCGGGUCAUCUAGCGAGGGAGCUGGUCGUGGAGUGCGGCAGAGACCUCUCCACCCAGAAGCCCUUUCUGCGCCCCCACCCCUGUGCCUCCCUUCUUCUCUCCUCUUUACUGAACCUGAAGCCAGUG